CGCCACCUCUUCAGGCGCUUCUUGUCGUCCAUAUUGAAAAGAAACCCGUGAGUCUCUCCAAGAAAGUUUGAAAUUUGUUGUCGUUAAGGAUCCACCGCAACUAUACUUGAUGCCGAAGAAUAAAGGAAAGGGAGGAAAAAACAGGAGGAGAGGGAAGAACGAAAAUGAGACUGAAAAGAGAGAGUUGGUUUUCAAAGAGGAUGGUCAAGAAUACGCUCAGGUGAUCAAGAUGCUCGGAAAUGGCCGACUAGAAGCCAUGUGCUUCGAUGGUCUCAAACGGCUCUGUCACAUUCGAGGGAAACUUCGGAAAAAGGUGUGGAUUAACCAGGGUGACAUAAUCCUGGUGGGCCUGAGGGAUUACCAAGAUGCCAAGGCAGAUGUUAUCCUCAAGUACAACCCAGACGAGGCCAGGAACCUCAAGUCCUACGGUGAACUUCCUGAGCAUGCCAAAAUCAACGACACUGUCCAGUUUGGUGAUGAAGAAGAGGACGAUAACAUUGAGUUCGAUGAGGUCAGCGGGGAUGAAGACAUCGAAGGGAUCUAAGAAGCUGAGAAGCUCCCUGUGGCUGACACAGUGGAAUGGCUGGAUGUUGUAUAUGUUGCUGAAAGCACGCCUGCCAUUUGCGACAUGCUCUCACGCCCCAUGUAACUGACAUGGCAGAAGUAAUAAAUUGUAUUUAAUUGCUACUUGUGCUCAACA
Molecule: messenger RNA, 700 nt
Organism: Ornithodoros turicata
Lineage: Eukaryota; Metazoa; Arthropoda; Arachnida; Ixodida; Argasidae
Gene: eIF1A
Product: eukaryotic translation initiation factor 1A, X-chromosomal-like
Exons: 6
Coding region: 110-544 (144 amino acids)
Biological process (GO): translational initiation
Cellular component (GO): cytoplasm
Molecular function (GO): RNA binding; translation initiation factor activity
Source: RefSeq, a predicted model, not a curated record